Molecule: messenger RNA, 6183 nt
Organism: Triplophysa rosa
Lineage: Eukaryota; Metazoa; Chordata; Actinopteri; Cypriniformes; Nemacheilidae
Gene: cngk
Exons: 40
Coding region: 1-6183 (2060 amino acids)
Biological process (GO): potassium ion transmembrane transport
Cellular component (GO): membrane
Molecular function (GO): protein-containing complex binding; voltage-gated potassium channel activity
Source: RefSeq, a predicted model, not a curated record
AUGGAAGACACAAACGAGAGCAAGCAGGAUGAUGAGGUGUCUGAAGUAUAUUCUCCGAAGCAGCACAUUGUCAGAGUGUGGAAUGUGUUCAUUUCUUUAACGUGCUUGGCAGCUGUAACGCUGUGUCUGUAUGAGCUGUUUUUUAACUCGACCGUCCAAGGGAUCAUCUUCAUAAGAUACUGUCUUGAUGUGAGCUUCAUCUUAAACAUCAUCUCGCGCUUCUACAUUGGACACGAAGAUCAUGGGGUGGUCAUAAUAGACCCCAAGAGGGUCCGCAAAAAAUACUUUCAGACUUGGUUUUUGUUGGACUUCUUGUCUGUUUUGCCACUCGAAACAUUGAAAAUGGCCUUCUCUGACCUGACGUUCAUGCAAGCAAAUAGAUGUCUGAGAGUGUUCAGGUUGUUUGGUUUAAUAUCCUCAUUCAACAGGGAGCCAGACAUCAACAAAGUUUAUGUUACAGCUCUUCAUUGUUUCUCCAUUGUUUCUACCAAUGUGACAAGAAUCUCAGAUGUGGAGUACUAUACUGCAUCAUUGUACUGGGCAGCUAUCACACUUUGUGCCAUAGGAUUUGGGGAUGUGCAUGCUACAUAUUUGGAAGAGGUCACUGCUGCAUCAUUUGUGAUGGUUCUUGGACUGCUUUCCUUUGGAAUCAUCAUGACCAAUAUGAGCUCAUUGAUAAGCAACAUGGAUGCACAAAGAGGAAAAUUCUACCACAGAAUGGAAACUGUUCAUCAUUAUGUGAAACAUAUGGGAUUACCAGAGGACAUCCAGACGUGGGUUCACGCGUAUUAUUAUGGUCUAUGGACGCAUCAGAAGGGCCGGGUCAUUGCAGGACUGAUGGAUGAUCUCCCGUUUGUGCUGCAUUCGGAUGUUCUGAGUUGUUAUUAUAAACCUCUGAUAGAAAAAGCUAAGUUAUUCAGAGAAACCGAAAGUGGGUUUAAAAGGGCAUUGUCGUUGAAAUGUAACACCUACACAUACAGCCCUGGACAAAUUCUGGCUGAAAUUGGAGAAGUUUAUCCAAAUCUGUAUUACAUUAAACAUGGACUUGUGCAGAUUUAUGGAGAAGAUCCUGGUGAUAGGAUUGCCACUCUACUGCCUGGUUUAUUGUUUGGAGAGGCUCAUUUGCUGUACAGCAUUCCCAGAAAUGCUACCAUAUGUGCAUUGACAUUGAGUGAAAUUUCUGUUUUGGAACGAAAAGAUUUGCUUUCUCUCUUUGCUGACUACCCUGAAACCGGUGUUAAGAUUGGCAAAGCUAUAAAUGAGCGUCUUGAAAAUUUCACGUAUCCGCUACGAGAAGCGUUUGCAUACGGACUUGCUUUGCGUCCACAAAAUGUAGUAUUUCAAAAAGACCUGAGCGUCAACCUUCAGUCUUUUUGGAAGAGAACUAUUCACCCUGAUCAGGCUUUUGCCAAAAAGUGGGAGAUCUUCUUUUUCUUCUGCAUCACUCUUUCGGUUUUUCUGGAGACCUGGGUGCUGUUUUUCACCAACAAUACAUACACUAUGGGACUUUACAGUGAAAGCUGGGGUGCACUUUACCUCGCAGUCGGUGCUCUGAUUGAUAUCGCUGCUGCGUUUGACAUACUCGUGACUCUUCGGACUGAAGUUCUAACUGAAGAUGGAUAUGUGAUCAGUUUAUCAGUGAUAUUUAAAGCAUAUCAAAGAUCUCGGAACCUGUAUUAUGAUGUCCUUGCUAUUUUACCCCUGGAUUUAAUUUCUUUUGCCUACACUGGUGCUAAACAUUGGACAAUGUUAGGCUCAUUAAGAGCAAAUAGACUUAUUUGGCUUCGUAAGAUUUAUCUGUAUUUCUGCAAAAAGGAAAGUGACAUAUAUAAGAACCUGUUUGUACAAAGGACAGCAAAAUGCAUCUUUCUCCUCACUUUCUUUGUGCACUUUUGUGCUGGCGUCUUGUACCUCUCAGCAUGCUCUGAAGUAAAGUGUCUUGAGGAUUCAUGGGCAGGGAAUGCUGGACUUAAUUCUAGUCAGAAUAACUUGUAUCACUAUAUAUAUGCUACAUAUUGGACAAUUGCAAUAAUGACAAGUGUAGGAUAUGGUGACAUUUUGCCUAGUUCUCCAUUAGAACAAAUGCUGGCUGUAAUUGUUGGUCUUACUGGCUUACUGAUCUUUAACUACAUUAUUAGCCAGAUUAUUGCCACUAUAUCUGGUGAAAAUGCUAAGAGGGUAAGUUUCCAGAAUCUUCUUUCGGCAAUGCGUCACUUCAUGGAGCGUCACGACCUCACUGUAUCCCAAGAAAACCGAGUGAUGGAAUAUAUGAAACAUCUGUGGUCUAAAUACCAAGGUGAGGCGUACCCAAGAGGGCCCUUUAUUAUGCGGGACUUGCCAGCUGAACUUAAGAGGACUGUUCUCAUGGCAGAAAGAGGAGAACUUCUAUCAAAGAUUCCUUACUUUGUAGAAGCGGGACAUUCAUUCAUACAGGAACUUGCUUCAAUCUCAGCUAUGUACUUCUUUCCUAAAGGAGAAAUAGUCCAGUACAGUAACACUAUCACAAGAGAGCUCUUUUGUAUUCGGAGAGGAAUGUGUCAGAUUUUGAGUGACGACCUUUCAGAAAUUGUUGGUCGCUAUCGGAAGAGGAUGUAUUUUGGAGAGGCAGGAUUUCUGUUCGCAAAACCUGCCAUGUUGACAGUGCGCACGAUGACUUGCUGUGAAAUUUUAUCUAUCGAUUUUGAAAAGGUCAGAGUAGUUCUAGAGAAGUAUCCUGUGCUAAAAUGGCAAAUGGAAGAACUUCAAGCGAAUUCCGAAUACCACAUGACCUUGAAAAUGACCGUGGAGAACAAAAUGAAGAGGCAAAGGAGAACUGAAGAAGAUGAAGCUGAUGCUGUACACAAGAGAAAGAAAGUCCUGUUGACAUUUCACGGCCGUAGAUAUUGCAAGAAGUCAAAAUGCUAUGUUGAGGACUUUGGAAACAUUCCAAUCUAUGCUGGAUCAGAGGAAGAAACAGCUGCUGAAAAAUACCAGAAAUUUCAGAACAAACGAUUAGGACCACGGAGGCCAAAAAGUUUAAAGGAAAACAUUCUUCAUUUUAUCUUAUGGUCUUGCCCAUCAGUUUUCUUAAUGAAGAAUGCCAUUGUGCCCAGCAGUACAAUUUAUGUAAAAUGGGUGAUUUUUCGGAUCGUACUAGCCAUCGCAGUCAGCGUCAUAUCCUCUUUGCUUUUCGCGUUUUUACACUACAAAAUCGAGCUGUGGAUCGCUUGUUACGCACUCGGAGUGCUUUGUUGGAUAGACAUAUACAUCUGCAUGCAUGUUGCUUUCUACCAAGACAACGAUCUUCAAGUCGACCCGCUGGAAAUAACGCAUCACUACAUCAAAACCAGCUUUCUUGUGGAUUUCAUAACCUGCUUUCCCUGGGAAAUUGUGGGUUGGCUGGUGGUUUCACCCAUCAGUGAAAAUGGCUUUUAUGCCAAUAAUGAAGCAUUGCAUCUGUACGCAUACCUGAGGAUCCCUCACGUUUUCCAGUUAUACCGCGUGCCUCUUGCAUUUUCAUACCUGCAGGAAGAUAUUACUAGAGAAAAGAACAUCAUCACUUUCCUGAAGUUGUUGUUAUACUGUGUUCUUUUUAUACACUUCAGCACUUGCAUUAUGUUUGCAAGCGUUUGCCCUGCGCAAGAUCUUCACGGCUAUGAGCACAGUUAUUUUUUACCGAUGAUAAAGCACAACUGUACACCGUCGUCUUGGGUGUCACACUUGAACAACUCAUUUGAUGUUGACUAUGACACAGUUACUUUCCCACAGUUGUAUUUAGUGAGCUUUUACUUUGCCACCACAACAAUGUGUAGCAUUGGAUUUGGAGACAUCUAUCCUCAUGAAACUUUAUCGAAAACCAUCACGAUCUUUGUCAUUAUUGCUGCAAUGCUGUUUUGGGGCUGGUUAUCCGGCACUAUCACCGCCAUGCUGGCCAACACAGAUGCUGUCAGAUCUGCUUAUACAAAGAGAACCGAGAGCAUGAAAUUAUUCUUAAAGAGCCACAAUAUAACUGGGCCUUUAUAUGAGAGUGUCGCUCGGUUUUACACUUUCCGAUGGAUACGCACAAAAGGAAUUGAUCAGGACAAACUGUUUGAGUAUUUGCCCACUUCACUAGUUGGUGAUAUAUCAACAAUUCUUUAUGCAGAUUUUAUAGCAAAGGUGUUUGGUCUGAAUAUCCAGAGGGAGGAAAGACAAGAAUCUGAGACACAUGUGUUGUCUUCUCUCAACAUCAAAAGAGCAGGAAAACUCAACAAGCCAUUUUUUGAGAUGAUGUUGACAAAGGAUUGCAGGGAGGACCUAGAAACUGAUGGAUGCUUCAUUCGCCUGUUAGCCAGAAAAAUUUACCCGUCCCUUUACAGAGCCAAUGAUUACAUAUGCAAGAGAAAUGACUUUGGAGAUGAGAUGUACUAUAUCGAAAAGGGAGAAGUGGAUGUGUUGUCUAACAAUGAAUUAACAGUGGUUGUCAAAUUAAAAGCUGGACAGUAUUUUGGUGAGAGAAAUUUGCUGUUGGGAGAACCAAGAGCUGCCUCACUAAGAGCGGCAACAAACUGCGAUUUAUAUGUUUUAUCAAAGAAAAGUCUUGAUGAAACAUUCCAGUAUUACCCAGCCAUCUACAAGCAAUUACAAAGAGCAAGUGCGAUGAUGAAAGAGCAGUUACACAAGGAGGAUCGUUGCGUGAAAAUGUCCAAAAAGCCUAAAUCUGCAGUAGAGGUGGUUUUCCUCAGACAGACUGGAUAUUUUAAAUGGCAUAGCGAGUGUAUGGCUGAGGCAGAGCAAACGGCUCUGGACAGCACUCGGUGGACAGCAGUCAAAGAAAUCUUCAUGAGUCUUUUCAUCCUCUUGAAAAGAAUACACAAUAAAACCAUUGACCCCGAGAACACUUUACGACUGGCCUAUCAGUAUAUUUCAUGUCUCCUGAUCACCGUCCUUUUCUGGGCAAUAACAUACAUGCACUCUGUGUCUGACGUUGACUGGUAUAUCUUCCUGCUAGCACUGAUUAUUGAAUCCAUUAUGAUGAUUGAGGUCAUCCUGAAGUUUCACAUGUGUUAUUAUGAUGAUAGCGGAGCAUACAUUUCAGACUACGAAUUGACAUCCCAGAGCUACUUGAAGAGCAAAGUGGGAUUCGUCUUCGAUGUGGUCUGCUCCCUUCCAUACAGCAUGCUAUUUUUGCACCCAAUGUUCAGCAAAGAGCUGUCUACGUUCCUCUCCGUGAUUGUUUAUGCUCGCAUGGCUCACUUACCUCGGCUCAUUACACUGUUAGUGUUCAUGUGGAAGGAGGAAGAAUUAAUAACAUCCAAUCUGUUGUGGAUUAGAAUCAUCAAGUACUUUGUACACGCAGUUCUCUUUGUGCACUGCGGGGCAGUGUUGUGCAUUUUAUUUGUUAGGAUGUAUGGCAUGCUGUCAUGGGUUGGUGCGACAGAAAUUUACUUCUUCCCUGAAAUGUAUAGAUAUGCUUUCUACUGGGUGAUCCAAAUCUACACAACGACGGGUUACGGUGAUUUAGUCGCAAAAACCUUUGGGGAAAUGAUCUUGUGUAUUAUGAUAAUGAUCCUGUCAAAAAUGCAAGUCGUUUUUAUCAUGGGACAUCUCACAUCUACGCAAACAAACAAGAGGGUUCUCCAGGAAGCCUAUGAAGAAAAGCUAGAGACUAUUAAGACAUACAUGAAGCAGGAGAGAAUCCCAACCGCCAUACAAAAGCGUGUGAUGGAGUUCUAUAGUUAUCGAUGGAAUCGCACCAGCGGGACAGACGCUGAAGACUUGUUUAGAGACAUCCACACCUGUUUGAAAAUGGAGAUUUUGUCAAGCAUCUGUUCUGAUACUUUGAGAAAACAUCAGCUGUUCAGCAACUACCCCGGUCCAUUUAUAAGAGAACUUUGCACACGUAUGAUCAUCAGAUGUUUUCCUAUUGGGGAAUUCAUUUACAGAAAGGGAGACGUUGGCACUGGAAUGUAUUUAAUAAUAAUUGGCAAGGUGAAGAUGUGCGCAGACUCGAGAGGAUCAAAGAUCAUUCAGCGUCUCUGUGCGGGAACAACUUUUGGGCAUCAGUUUUUAAUAAAACGCACCCACUUCAAAGACACUGCCAUAGCAGAAAACUAUGUAGAUGUCGCUAUACUGUCCAAAGAAUCUUUUGAAGCUGUGGGUUUGUUAUAUCCAAGCGUUAUGAGGAAGCUCCUAAAGGAAGCCUCUAGUCUUCUAACGGUCUAG